Molecule: messenger RNA, 507 nt
Organism: Lactuca sativa (garden lettuce)
Lineage: Eukaryota; Viridiplantae; Streptophyta; Magnoliopsida; Asterales; Asteraceae
Source: RefSeq, a predicted model, not a curated record
AUGUAUAAUUUUGCGGGUUCGAUUGCUUCUUCGUCAUCCAAUGAUGAUAGCUUUGGUGAAGAUGACUUGGUGUUGCACACGUUGUUGUUUGCGGCACGCAAUAGGGUGCAACAAAGAGGCGAAAGUACAAAUACUGAGAAGAGGCGUAGAAUUUCGAUAGUUUGGGAUCGUAUGGCGGCACACGAGCUUUUGGUACAUGAUUACUUUGCCCCUGAUAGUUUGUAUGACCUAUCAAAAUUUGAAGAUUGGUUUCGUAUUAGUAGAAAUUUAUUUUUACGUAUUGCUAGAUAUUUGGAAAACAAUUAUGAGUUUUUCCAAUUAAGAUGGGAUGCAAGAGGUAAACGUGGGUUUAGUACCCUACAAAAAUGCACAACAGCCCUUAGAAAAUUGGCAUAUGGCAUAGCAGCAGAUGCUUCAGAUGAGUAUCUGAAAAUUUCUGAGAGGACUGGACGAGAAUGUGCUUAUCUUUUUUGUGAGGACUUAUGUCAUAAAGCUUUAUGGUUUUAA